Suillus discolor is the source of this 1421-nucleotide messenger RNA. RefSeq lists its product as uncharacterized. Gene Ontology annotation, cellular component: cytoplasm. Bases 118 to 1245 code for a protein of 375 amino acids. The transcript is spliced from 3 exons. Lineage: Eukaryota; Fungi; Basidiomycota; Agaricomycetes; Boletales; Suillaceae. The record is from RefSeq and is a predicted model, not a curated record.
ACAAGACCGGCGUCCGCAGUUGGCUGUGCCUCCCAUUCUUGCGCAAGAUUUUGCGACGGCCUUACGAUUAUAUAUAACUUCUUUCUUCUACGUUCACACUUUUGAUUUUCAGAACAAAUGUCGCCAACAAGCCAAUACCCCCCAGCACAUUCCAGUCAACUACUAGCAGUUGAGUCUUCGAGCGCUCUUCAGUAUGGGUCUGCAGCACCACACACGACAGAUUCAUUUGGUCUUGACGAGGAAAUGCCUCCAGCGUACACUCCAUCUGCAGACACUUACCAUGGAGAGAGCACAGUAGAAGUCGGCCCUCGCAGGCCCUUCCAACAACAACCCCGACCUAGUCAUAGUCCAUGGCACAGACCCUCUUAUUCCCAUUCCUCCUCUCAUUCCCAUUCAUCUAAUACCACUUCCUCAUCAUCAAAUUCUCAGCCAUUGUCCCCAUCCCAACAGCGUCCGCAGCCGCUAACGUGGAGAGUCCCAAGCUCCUUUUCGGCGCCUUCUGGUCAGUCAUACCAGUCUCGCAGAGGGGGCGGCGGCCUGGUUGGAGCACUCGUUGGUACAGUGCUUGGUGCAAUGGAUUCUGUUUCGGCUCCAUAUUCAAUGUCUUCCUCUGGUAUGACUCAGAGCACUUAUACGCCGUCAUACCGGGGGGGUCAAGGCCCAGUUCUUGGGACGCCUUCUGUGCAUCAAACUCCUCCACGGGAUGUUCCGGAUGACGGUAGUCCCACUAGAACACCCACGCCUGGACACCCAUUGCUCCAUAAUGGACAAAUCCUCGUGUACCCCCAUGAGGAAUACACGUGUGUCAAAUGCAACAAUACGGGGUACAAGAAUUACGACCCCUCCCACCCCUGCAGAAAGUGCUGGGAGAAAUACGGAAAACCGUAUGCCGGCGCAUUGACAUACAUAUCCUGGGAUACCAAUUCGUCAUCUCAUAAAUCCAAGUUUCAGCGUGCUCUGCCGAGGUUCACCCCACCGCAGGCAUCAUCUCAGUCCUCAAGCUCAAGUCACACCAGUCGGUCGUCGCACGUUCCUCCACAGGCGCAUGCAAUAUACGUAUACAAUCCUAUAAUAGGCAUGGGCCAGACCCCGCCCGUCCCGCAUGCCAUUCCUGUGCGCCCAGGUGAUCCGCGCCUUGGGGGCCAAAUUUGCCGCAAGUGUGGUGGUUCAGGGACGCUGCCGCUCUUGAUCAUCGACGUGAGACCGUGCUCUGUGUGUGGCGGAAUCGGACGUAACUUGUGGUAGGUGCGUGUAUGAGAUGCUAAUACAAAAGGAUCUUGGUAUGGUACGAUACUGAUAUGAUAUACUAUUCACCAUGAUUGAUAAUACUUUCUUGGGUUACACACUUUCAUUUGUACCAGUAUGCGCAUUUAUCAUUGUGUACUUGUCCUCAAUCAAAAUUCAUGUUCUGGAUGGUCAUA